Amorphotheca resinae ATCC 22711 is the source of this 825-nucleotide messenger RNA. RefSeq lists its product as hypothetical. Gene Ontology annotation, molecular function: protein binding. Gene Ontology annotation, cellular component: ESCRT-0 complex. The record is from RefSeq and is a predicted model, not a curated record. Bases 1 to 825 code for a protein of 274 amino acids. Gene Ontology annotation, biological process: protein transport to vacuole involved in ubiquitin-dependent protein catabolic process via the multivesicular body sorting pathway. The transcript is spliced from 2 exons. NCBI's taxonomy places the organism in Eukaryota, Fungi, Ascomycota, Leotiomycetes, Helotiales, Amorphothecaceae.
AUGUCUCCCGAGGAGCGUAACAAGAUUAUCAGUAACAACCGCUCGCUUCGAAACAUCAAGAAUGAACUCGAAGCACUUGCUGAGACUGGCGCAAUCACCGAUGAACAGUAUGAUACGAUUAUGAAUGCCCUCCCCGCCGAAUCGCCUCUCAGCGGUGCAGCCCGUAAGGUAGCGUCACCUUCUCCCGCACAUUCUCCCGCACCCACAGCCGCGCCUACAUCCCCUCCUCCAGCCGAACCUACAGCCGCUUUCAGCAACUUAAAUCUCAACAAUGAUCCCGCUCCUCCCGCAUACAGCAGUCCCACCCCGCCAGCCGCGCCACCCCGUGAGGCUCCUCAAAAACUCGAGCUUACACGUGCUACUGCCCUCUACCGAUACUUCGAAGCCGGCGACUGCAAUUUCGAGGUUGGCGACCAGAUUGCUGUUUACGAAUACAUGAACGCAGAUUGGUGGCUGGGCAAGAAUCUGCGAACCGGCCAAGAAGGUGUUUUCCCCGUCAAUUAUGUCCAAGUCCAAGCCGUACCACCUCCAGGUCCUCCGCCCCAGGGCGGUUAUUACGGCAAUGAUAAUAAGGCGGGUGGCUUUGCUGGCGGAUAUCCUCAACCACAACAAUACCAAAGUCCUCCUCCUCCUGGUCCUGGUCCAAGCAACCCAUACAAUAGCCCAGUCCCUCCGAUGGCGGUCGCAGAGCAGUCUGUUGAUGGCAACAAGCCUCCUAACAAGGGAGCAGAGAUGGGCAAGAAGUUCGGUAAGAAGCUGGGUAACGCAGCCAUUUUUGGUGCGGGUGCCACGCUUGGUGCUGAUCUUGUGAACUCCAUCUUCUAA